GCAGAGAUGUUGCGGAGCAUCAAAAUUUGAAUUUGGUGAUAGUUUAGAUUUUACAGUUAGGUAGAUGGAUAUUGCAAAAAAGUCGAUAACAAAAUGGUGCCUGAAGUUAAGAAGAGGAAGUUGAAUAAGAAGGAACAGAAGGUUAGACUAGAUCAAUGUGAAUAUUUCUUACCUAAUAAGAAUAGAAGAUGUUCUAUGCAGAGGAAAGCAGAUCAAAAAUAUUGUUCACAACAUUUGAUUCACGAUGAAGAUCAUAAAGAUGAAAGAGUUCCAUGUCCCUUGGAUCCAAAUCAUAGUGUUUGGGUACGUGAUUUACCAUAUCAUUUGCAAAAAUGUAAUUCUAAACCAAAAGAAGUACGAGAAUAUUGGUUUACAGAAGAUAUUAAUUGCAGUUUAAAGACAGAAGGUAGUGAUACAAGUUCCCAGAUUGAACAAGAAAGUAAUGAAGCAGACGUUGACGAAAAAGGUUUAUAUAAUAAGUAUAUUCCAUUGCUUCAAAACAUAACAUUUGAUUCAUUAACCACAAAGAUAAGUCAACAUAAAGGACUUCAUUCUCGAUUAUCAGAAUUAUCAAAUCAAAAACAUGCAUUACAACAAUCAUCUUUGAUAGGUAAUAUGAGAGAUGCCAACUUAUUAGGAUUAGAUAAGUUCUAUGUGGAGUUUGGAUGUGGUAGAGGUGAGUUAUCUCGAUAUGUUAACGCAUGCAUACUAGAGGAUUUAAAAGAUAAUAAAGAUCAAAUUAUAAAACCUGAUAGUUUUGGGUAUGGAUUUGUGGAUAGAGGUUUAAAUAGAAUGAAGAUGGAUAGUAAGAUUAUCAAGGAUUCGAGUGAUUCAGGCAUAGAUAUCAAGAUCAAACGAACAAGGAUGGAUAUAAAAGAUUUGAAUCUCGAUAAAUUUAUAGAAGAUAUUAAUCCUAAAAAAGUAGUUGGAAUUUCAAAACAUCUUUGUGGAGCUGCCACUGAUCUUACUUUAAAACUGAUAUUGAAUUCUGCUUUACUUAGUGAUAAUAUUGAAAGAUUUGGAGGAUUAAUGAUUGCCAUGUGUUGUCGUCAUGCAUGUUCAUAUGAUCAAUUGUUACCUCAAUCGAAGGAAUACUUGGCUCAAUAUGGGUUUAAAACUGUUGAUUCAUUCAAUAUACUUAAAAAGAUUGUAUCUUGGUCUGUAUGUGGAAAAGGUAGUAAAACUGCAGUUGAUAAAGAGGAAGAUGAAGAAGAAGCAGAACAAAACCAUUUAAGUGGAUUGCAAUUUAAGCAACGAGAACAGAUUGGAUUCAUAGCAAGAAGAUUAAUUGAUGAAAGUAGAGUUCAUGCAUUAAGAUCAUUAUUGACUAAUGAUAAAGUCAAUGUUGAGAUGUUCUUAUAUACCACCAAAGAUACUACAUUAGAAGAUGUAUGUUUAUCAAUUACACCUGUUUAAUAGAUAUAAACAAAUUAAUAAGAUUUUUUUUAUUAAUUAGAAUGAAAUAUACAUUUAUGAUUGAAGAACAAACAAAG
This is a messenger RNA of Scheffersomyces coipomensis, 1493 nucleotides long. RefSeq names its product tRNA:m4X modification enzyme. The transcript has a single exon. The coding region runs from base 94 to 1416 and encodes 440 amino acids. The record is from RefSeq and is a predicted model, not a curated record. NCBI's taxonomy places the organism in Eukaryota, Fungi, Ascomycota, Pichiomycetes, Serinales, Debaryomycetaceae. Gene Ontology annotation, biological process: tRNA methylation.